AUGGCCCCCUUUCAAGAUCGUCUCACGUUUCUCCCAGAGGCAAUUCUCUUCACCAUUCUUUCCCUUAUUCCUGUCAAAGAGGCUGCUAGGACAAGCGUCUUGGCAAAGCCAUGGCGGAGGUUAUGGCUUUCCCGGCCUAAUGUCGAAUUAAACGACCGCCUUUUCCUUUCCCCUCUCACGGGAAUUGAUGAACAACACCCAAAUAUCGAACAAAUAAGGGAUGCUAACAAAUUUUACCAACUAUAUUAUCUAAUAAAAGUCGGGUUUAAGUGGUUCGCCAAUGGUGCACCAUCUAUCUCAUCUUUUAGCCUUAUUUUCUGCGACCCUCAUAUUUGCCCAAUCAAUAUUGAGAAUCUUGUAAGGCAUGCCCUUUAUCGCCACCCCAACUCUCUAGAACUCGAUUUUUCACUUCCGAGUUGGGAAGACAGACUCCCUUUAAACAAUGAAUUCAUUGAAAGGUUUACUCUUCCAGUGUAUGUUUACAAUUACACCUUCUUAGAGUCCUUAAAAUUGGCUUCUUGUCGAUUUGACAUGAACAAUUUCGCGACUAUUGGUCUAACCUUAAAAAGUGUCUUCUUAGCGUGGAUUGAGAUUAUAAACGCAACAAACCUUAGGUUAAUGUUGCAAAGUUGUCCGUUACUCGAAAAUUUAAGUUUGUCUAAGUGUUUUCAAGCACCACAUUAUGAUAUCCAAUCCGACACUCUUAAGACGAUUGUCGUGGACAAAUGUGUUGAUUUGUUAACCUUAACAAUUGUUGCACCAAAUCUUGUUCAUCUCAAGUAUUGUGGCAAAGUUGUACAAUUUGGUAUCAUCGUGUCUGAGAAUUUUGAGACGGCCGAGUUAGAUUUCGGCCUCGUCGAGAUGUUUGAUUUGGAAGAUGGUGAAAAGAUUGCUAAUCUUCUUGAUAGCCUCUACUUCGCAAGGUCUUUGAUUGUUGAUAGUUACGUCGUUCAGGUGAUUUCUUUUGAUGGGGUGGAACUAAAUCCUCUUGGACAAAACCGUGCGAAGAACUUAACAAUCAAAACAGCUUUUGAUGAAUCGGAAUUUCGUGGAAUAUGUAUGCUGUUAGAUAAUUACCCUUUGCUGGAGGAAGUCCGGUUCGAGCAUGGAGACCAUGUAAUUUUCAGGGAAGACAUGGAGGUGGAUUACUUCCAUGUCGUGCCUCCUUUAACAGAUUGGGCUAAAGUAAGCCCAUCGAUUGAUGGAUGUUUGCCAAACAUGUUGAAAGUUGUGGAGAUUGUAGGAUUGCAAGCAACUUUGUUUGAAAUGAAUCUCUUGCCUUAUUUAAUUACUCAAGCUGGUGUCUUACAAAAACUCGUCUUGAGGGCUGGUAAUCAAAUGGGAUUUGCAUAUGCUAAAGGCGUAAAAUUUGUUCUUGCACAAGAGCGUAAGCAAUUGAAGGUUGAAGUUUAUUCUGAAGAUGGUGUCCUCUAUGGACCGAAGGGAGAAACAAAGGUUCAACCUAAGCCUUGCAUCAUCAAUGAACAUGAGUAA
Messenger RNA from Chenopodium quinoa (quinoa), 1494 nucleotides. Its product is annotated as putative F-box/LRR-repeat protein At5g54820. The transcript is spliced from 3 exons. Gene Ontology annotation, molecular function: protein binding. Bases 1 to 1494 code for a protein of 497 amino acids. NCBI's taxonomy places the organism in Eukaryota, Viridiplantae, Streptophyta, Magnoliopsida, Caryophyllales, Amaranthaceae. The record is from RefSeq and is a predicted model, not a curated record.